Maudiozyma saulgeensis is the source of this 5643-nucleotide messenger RNA. The record is from the annotation of a GenBank genome assembly. Lineage: Eukaryota; Fungi; Ascomycota; Saccharomycetes; Saccharomycetales; Saccharomycetaceae.
AUGUAUGAUAAUAGAAAGGAACCGGAGAGUUUACGUGACUUCUUAACUCAUUUACCAACAUAUGCAGAUAACGACUAUAAUGAAAUUGUUAGUUAUAUAGUAUGGAAAGCAGUGAAAAUAUGUUUAACUACAGAUAAUGAUAAAAUUGAUUGGAGAACGAUUGUAAAUUUGUUAGAGUCCCAAAUAAGUAGCGAUAAUUCAUAUAAGGAUGUUUUAGAAGGGAAAAAUUGGAAAGAUUUACAUAGACAUGAUAAUAUUGAUAAUUUUCAUAAUGGUACCAUGUGUAAUCGACAAUGUUUACCAGCAGAGAUAGUAUAUUAUUGUUUUACUUGUACCAUUAAUCCAUUAUACGGGAUAUGUGAUGCAUGUUUUGAUCCAGAUGAACAUAUUGACCAUGAAUACUCUGCUAGCGUUAUUACAAGAAGUGAAGGAAGAUUGUGCCAUUGUGGAAAUGAAUCCAUCUUCCAUGAUCCAGAAUCUGCAUACAAAUGUAAAAAUAAAUUGAAUAAUAAUAGGAAUAAUAAGCUAUCGUUUGCUAAUAACGAUUUUUUUGAUCCGAUAAUGCAUGCAGCAUUUAAUGAUAUAAUUGAUUAUAUCAUUGAUGUUAUUUUAAGUACAAAUGAAUUGAAAAAUACAUCAUUUACAGGGUAUAGUCAUAUUUCUACGCGAAAUCAUAAUCCUAAGGACAAUAAUAAUGCUAAUAAUGAUAACGAUAAUAGUGCUAGUAACGACCCAGAAGAAGUGCAUUCCUCGAAUAAAGAUUCUAUAUUUAAUGAAAUCCUAAUUGAAACUACUGAGAGUCGAAAUAUGGUAUAUGAAUCUUAUGCUUCAAAUAUGAAUAUAAAUGAAAUUUGGACAAUCCAAUUAAAUAAUGAAGAUAAUCAAGUUCAUAUAAUGGAUCUUGCAAGUAAGAUUUCUAAAGUAUUAAAUAAACCAAUUGAAUAUGGGGUUUCGAUUUGUAAAAAAUUAUUAGAAUACAAUUCCCCUGUUGUAUUGGCACAAACAAGCGAUUACGAUAAAAUUAAAGAGAUAUAUGAAAUGUUUCGAGAUGAAAAUAUUGUAGUUCAUAUUAGAAGGUUACAUGAUGUCUUUAAGGUUAACCUUAUGGAAGAUUUGGUUCAUUUUUUGUACAACCUGUGCACAGAUAUGAACUCACCAUAUGAGAUGAAAUAUACUUUGCGUUCAUGUAUGAUGGACUCGUGGAAGCCGAAGAUCGAACAUGCUGAAUUGGAGUAUAAUCAACCAUUAAAAACGAAGAUAAAUUUGUUUGGGGGAUUCCUAUCACCUGGCCAGUUUUCAUAUACUUCUUCAACAUCUCCUGUUUCAUCACCGGACGAAAAAAUAUCAAAAAAGUGGUUCAACCCAUGGAAUUUUGAAGAUUGUGGGGAUGAUCAUUUAGCACAAAUACUACAAAAUUAUGAUAGAGAUCUAUCGACCGUUGUAGCUGAAUUAUCACACUCAAAUAUAUGUCUGUUUAGAGGUUCCCGUUUCCAAUAUCUAGUUGCAGAGUGUUUUGAAAACCUUUCAAGGGUAGCUUCUCUUCGUAUGACUAAGGUUUUUUGUACAUUAUUUUCACUUACUGAUAAUGCAAGACGAUAUAUUACCGCGCAAUACCUUGACGUAUACCUUAAUGUAGUAUAUAAAGCAGUAUCAUCAGAUCCUGUUGGGAUUAAAUUAGCAUUUAUGAGUCUGAUGUCACAGUAUACCUUUCAGGAUCCUUUUCUAUCUAAUUUGGCCAUUCAAUCAGGUUUCAUUGAACGGACAUUAAAAUUCGCAUUCACGCUACUUGCAUUCAAUUCAGAAGAUUUGGUGACGUUUCUACCUAUAUCCAUAUACAAUAAAUUUAAACUUCCAAGUGAAACGAUAAAAAAUCGAAAGACUAUUAUAUGUCUUAAAGACCUUUGUACUUUGGUUUCAGCCAAUACGAUACCACGAGAAUUACUAGAGAGUACUAGUAUAUUUAAUUGUAUGUUAGAUGCUAUUUUACAAUUUAGUAAUAUUUUACCAGUACGAAGAGAGAUUUCGGAACAUGUGGAAUUUGAAAAUUUUGACUUUUCCACUUAUUACUUUUUCUUUUCAUCUUUAUUGAUAAUGAUUGAUGGGUACCUCCGUUGUAUAUCGAUGAUAUCGGACAAAGAAUUUAGAUAUACCAUUAUUAAAAGAUUUAUGAAAGUGACCAUAUCCAAUGGAUUCGAACUUUUAAGUACAUCUAGAAGACUCGUUGACCAUCCUGUCGCCUUCGAAGAAGGCCAUAUCCCUAAAUUAUCGGCAGUAAAAGAAAAAGUAUGUAACCACAUGACAGAUGUCGUGAGAUUCCAGGUUGGUAUUGACUCACAAAGUUUUCUAAACCCAACAUCAUACCUUUUUAAAUUUAUUCUACAGUGGAGUCAAUGUGGUAGAUAUGAGGCUGUGCCUAAGAGUGUAACUUCUUAUGUUGAUUUCCAUAAAUUUUUUGAUGAUGAAGUUCAAGCUCUAUACUUAUCGGAAGCAUCGUUAUCUACUUUGGUACUAAUUGGACAAAUCAAUGUAGGGUUCUGGGUAAGAAAUGGUACCCCAAUCAUGCAUCAAAAGAGGAUGUACACGAAAUUUAAUAUGAGAGAACUUACCUAUAUGAGCGAUGUUUUUAAUGUUCAAUUUAGUAUGUGUAUGGCCAACGCCGAUGAUUUUAUGGUUACCUUUUUAACUCGAUGGGGUUUAAAAAGCUGGUCUAAUGGAACCCCAAUGGGUGAUUACCCUGAUGAUGAGACUACGAUGGCUGUUGUUAAUGAAUGUCUACUCUUAUUAAUUCAAUUAUUUACAGAAAUAAAGUCUUUGAUAGUACUAUCAUCCAUUGAUAAUUUUGAGAGGACACUGGAAUCUGAAAUUAUUCAUGCAGUCGCAUUUAACCGUUGUACAUAUGCUCAGAUUAUGGAUACCAUCCCAGAACAUAUUACAAGGCAUUCUACGUUUGAUAAUUAUUUAGAAAAAUAUGCAGAGUUUACUCCAGCAAGUGGUGGUGCUGAAUGUGGUACAUUUCAUCUGAAAGAUGAGUAUAUUAAAGAUCUUGAUCCUUAUUAUUUAGGUGUGAGUUCAAGUAAGAGGUAUGAAAUUGAAAAGAGCGUUCGAAACUAUAUGAAAAUUAAAGAAAAGAAAGAUUUCGUUGAUACUUACGUCCCUGUUAAAGAGGUUCAUGAUAUUUUAAAGGAUACUCCGUACUAUAAUCUGUACGCCAUAUCAUCAGUCGACACAUUUGGAAUCUUUCUGAAAAGUACCUUAGAACAUAUUAAGAAGUGCAGAUAUGAGAACCUUCUACCAAGAGUGGUGCAUCUAAUACAUUUAUGUGUUGUGAACAAUUUAAAUGAUUUCAUGAAAGUGUUCUGGCAUGAGUAUGAAAUUAUCGACACUGAGUUUUAUCAUUUUCAUAGUAUUGGUUCCAUCUUGUACUCGUUAUUACUAGAUGAUAUCUUUUCCAAUGUUCAUGGUAAAAUAAGAGAAAUUUUUAGAGUACUAUCAAAUAAGGCGCCUCAUGUGGAUGUUAACGGGUAUUUAUUGGAACAAACCCCCUCUUUUAACCCAGAAAUAUUAAAAUCCUCUAAAGGAUCAAGAACCAGUAAGGAGGAAGAACAUUUAAGGAAGAAAAAAUUGGCUCAAGCCAGAAGAGAUAAAAUCCUUCGCAAAUUUUCUAAACAACAAAUGAAAUUUAUUGAAAAGAAUAUUACAGCUAACACCUCACUCAGCAAGAUGUCAUCUAUUAAACACCCUUCGGAUUAUAGCAACACUUCUGUUUCUCUGCCAGGUUGGGAAUACCCAGACGAUUCGUGCGUCUUUUGUAAAAUAGAGAAGAAUGAUGAUCCAUUUGUAUAUUUUUCUUAUCAAGAAAAUAAUAUAUGUGAUUUUGGAAUUGACUUUUCUAUUCCAAAGCAUGUAACAGACAUGCUUCAGUGGGAACAGAAAUCUUACAGUGAAGACGAAAACACCCUCAAGAUGAAAUAUAUUCAACAAGCGCCUGUACUUAGAAUAUGUGGGCAUGGUUCGCAUAUUAAUUGUCUGGGGAAUCAUAUGAAAAGUGCAGCCACAGUUCAUACACAAACUACAAAAAAUGUCCCAAAUUCUUAUGGAUUCGGUUUAAUAUACUGCCCUGUUUGUAAUUCUUUGAUGAAUUCCUUUCUUCCAAAAAUAGUUAAAUUUAACAAUAAAAGUCGAGAAUCAUUUUGGAAAAAAAUAAACCAAAGUUUUGAUGUCACUAAUAUGCCACCUGAGUUAAUGUUGACUUGCACGAAGGCUUGCGAUAUUUUUGGUGAACUUGUAGGGCAUGAUACAACUAAAAAAACGUUUACUAGCACAUACGACAUAAUAAGUAAUUUGUUGGUAAACUCUAUUGCCAACUUCGAAUUGAGGUUACGAAAGAAUCUUAUUUCUGGAACCGACGAUAAACAAAUACUAAGCAACUUACCUAAUCAGUGUUUAGUGACAUUUCGUUUACUUUCUGAUUUAUUGACGUUUACCAAUAACCGAAUCAAUGGUGCCCAUUCACCAGCCGAUAUAAUGAAGAUGGGUCGCCUUAAGAACGGUGAUGCUUACAAUAACGUUCUCUCAAUAUCCAAUACGAUUUUUUUUCCUAAUCAAUCGCCUUUAAAUUCAAUUGAACAAAUUUUAGAUCUUGUUUACACAAAGAUGGAAGAAGAUAUUAUUCUUUUCUGUAGAGGUAUGUUAAUGGUUAAUUUUUACGAAUCAAUGGAUGAUAUGGAAAUUCCAUGGAAUAAAGUAACUUUCGACGCCAGAAAUGAGAAUGAAUUAGAAAACUAUAAGGUGGCAACUAGGGUCCUUGAACAAUACUUGAAAUUUUUCAAUUAUACUGUACCUAAUAUAGGUUUGGAUAUAAAUAAGGUUUCCAAGUGUUUCUAUCAUUUACUUCAAGGCACAACGGCUGUAUUUCUAAGAAGGCUUAUUCUGCUAUUCCACGUCCAUUUUUCUGUAGAUGAUGAAAAGAUAAAGAUUGAAAAUAAAUUGGGAGAUUUCGAAAAUGCAAUUAAUUAUUUGACCCGUGAUAAGAUUAAAAAUUUUGGAGAAUUACUUUCGAACUUUUUGAAUAAUUAUUUAUCUUCAGCGAUUCAAAAUUAUGACAACACAUCUGAAGAGGAAAGAAUUAAAAUUUUUACAAAAUUAGAAAAAAAGCAUUUCCCUGCGAUAUCCUGUGGUCAUUUAAUCAGCUUACCAUACAAUUUAUCCACAUUUUAUACCAAUGUUGAAUAUGAAGUAAAUAAGAUUGAAAGAAUAUUAGGAGGUGAAUCUGUCCUAUGUUUAUUAUGUGGCUCAACGAUGUAUAUUCAAAAACCGGUGCCGUUACAUGGUUACAAGAUUGGUGAAUGUACGAAUCAUUUACUUAAUGAAUGUGAAUCAGAUUCAAACUACGGAUUAUUUCUAAUGAUGAGAACAAAUAUGAUAUAUAUUGCAUAUGGUGACAGAGGAACAUUUUAUCAUUCUCCAUAUAUUAACAAAUAUGGGGAUGCGGGUGAAGGUUUAAAAUAUGGAACUCCGGUUUUCUUAGAUAACGAAAAAUAUGAAUAUUUGACUAAUGAGAUCUUUUUGGGUAAUAUGAUCCCUCAUAUUGUGUUUAGAGCAACAGAUGGUAACAGUGAUCAAGGUGGAUGGGAGACCUUAUAG